Molecule: messenger RNA, 4399 nt
Organism: Mizuhopecten yessoensis (Yesso scallop)
Lineage: Eukaryota; Metazoa; Mollusca; Bivalvia; Pectinida; Pectinidae
Product: phospholipase DDHD2-like
Exons: 21
Coding region: 21-3296 (1091 amino acids)
Cellular component (GO): COPII-coated ER to Golgi transport vesicle
Molecular function (GO): protein binding; metal ion binding
Source: RefSeq, a predicted model, not a curated record
CAUGACGUGUUGCAUUGGAAAUGGCAGACAGAAACGCCAAAGACUCGACCCCUCCGCCGCUUUUGUUUAUGCCUGCAGGAGGAGGGCUGACUCUUAAUCCCCCAGAUCAUCCAAAUGUGUUGAUGCCUGUUAUUCAAAGUGAACCAUCGCUUUUAGGAUCCGAUGAAGAGGGUGAAGCUGACAGUUUUGUUGGACAGUCCCCGCCACCAGGGCCAAAUGCUCCCGCACAGCCUUCAACCUUUAACCUGUUCCAGAAGCCCGGAGGAUCUGGAGCUGAUCCUUUUUCACAGGUGGGACACAAUCCUCACCCGGGUCCCACACCAACCAGUCUGUUUGGUUCUCCAGCUGUCACAACAGCAACACAGCCAGUGGUACAGCCCAGCUUAACUCCAAAGUCACAACCUGGUCAGCAAUCAAGCUUCAAUGGAGCUCCGGUCUCACAGCCCAUGUUCGGAAGCUCUCCAGCUCCCCCUCCAGCAGUUGGAAACCAGUUCCGUAAGCAACAAGGACAGAGGCUGGCAACAUAUGCUCAAAUGCCUUCAGGGACAUACGCUGGAAACCAAGGCUCACCAAAUCCAUACUCCCUGGGACAAUCACCGAGUAUGAUGCCUCCCGGGCCACAACCAAGUAGUAUAAUGUCACCAGGACAACCCCCAUACAUACCUCCAACUGGAGGUCUGCCUCCGGUUCCUCCCUCCAUCCAGCCAUCAGUUCCCAUGCCAACAUCUUCAUUCCCUUAUGGAGGCCCCCCUGUUGCACAAGUGAACCCAACAUUCUCCCAGGCAUCCUUUACACAGAAAUCACAAGUCACCUUUGAUAUGGACAAGUCUAAUUUCUCAGGGGCUCCCCAAGGGGGUUUCUACCAGCCUGUACGGGCUCACUGGUGUUUUUCUAAAAGAGUGGAGAGUAAGCUGAUCUGGUUUCCGUUCUCACUUAAAGACAGUUUGGCUAUAGAAGAGGCCCACAGAAGUGGUAUGGAGGUGGUGCCCACUGAUGGUGGCCGUUAUGAUGUGUUCAUGUCAAAUCGUACGCGGAAGGCUGUGUAUUGGGAGGAGGACCCCAGUCCGGUGGUGAGGAGUUCCUGGUUUUACAAGCGAGAGGGUGAUAAUCGCUAUGUUCCAUAUGAGGAACAGAUUGCUCAGAGACUUGAGAAUGAGUACCAGAAUGCAAUGACGAAUAAUGCAUGGCAUAAGAGGUUAGAAUUCCCUGGAGGAGAGACCGUUGUGAUGCACAAUCAAAAUGUGAUGGUCCACUUUCAGCCGUCCUCUCAGCCAGACGAGUGGGGCACGGUACAGGGUCCUCCUCCUCCUCUUAUGGAGGAAGGCAUGAGACCCAGAGUGGUGAAGAGAGGUGUAGAGGACUUUGAGAGUAUACAGGAGGGGGAGCCUAAUCAAGUUGAUCAUCUGGUGUUUAUGGUCCAUGGCAUCGGAUCUUUCUGCGACGUCAAGUUCAGGAAUAUAGUUGAGUGUGUGGAUGACUUCAGGUCAAUAUCCCUGAGCCUGCAGCAGUCCCAUUUUAAGAGUCAUGUAGAUUCUAACCGCAUUGGUCGAGUGGAGUUUCUACCUGUACACUGGCACUCCGCCUUACACGGCGACGCUACAGGUCUCGACAAGAUGCUGAAGAAGAUUACGUUACCGAGCACAGGCAAGCUAAGAAACUUCGUCAAUGAUACACUGAUGGAUAUAUUAUUCUACACGAGUCCCACCUACUGUCAGAUGAUAGCGGAGACUGUUGGUGAAGAAAUGAACAGACUCUAUAAUUUAUUCCUCAGUAGGAAUCCUCGCUUUCAGGGAACUGUAGGUGUAGCGGGACACAGCUUAGGUUCUACAAUCCUGUUUGAUUUGCUGUUACACCAGAAAGAUCCAAGUUCUCCUGACCUACAACCUCCGACCGACAGUGCCCCUCCCCAGGGGAACACUAGUCUGUCGACCAGCUUUACCGAUGACAGUCACUCAACAUCUAGUCAAAACGAUGGUUUGGAGGAAGAGGAGUCAGAAAUUACCUUGGAGGAACUCCUGGCCAAGGUCGGACUACAGGACAAGCUCGAGGUAUUCCAUCAGGAGCAGAUUGACAUGGAGUCACUGAGCAUGUGCAGUGAAGGAGACCUCAAGGACCUAGGACUUCCUAUGGGACCCAGGAAAAAACUUCAAGGACUUCUCAAGGAUGAGCAACACAGGAAGCAAAGAAAAUCUGAGCGAGUAGACAGGAAAGCAAAAGAAGACAUAGAAAGGAGGAUACGGGAACAACUGGAGGAAGAAAUGAAGUCUCAGGCAGCUCAAAGUAAACCAAGUGCGACCCGCUCGGCCAGUAUUAAUGUGGAGUAUAUCCAGGGUGUGUCGGGGACAGGGCGACCAAUGGUAACCUACCCACAGCUAGCAUUUAAACCUAGCGCCUUCAUCGCCAUGGGAUCUCCUAUCGGCAUAUUUCUUUCAGCACGAGGUCUUGACAAAGUCGGUGAAGAUUUUAGACUUCCAACAUGUUCAAGAUUAUUCAACAUUUUUCAUCCAUUUGAUCCUGUGGCCUACCGACUCGAGCCUUUAGUUACUUUGUCAGCUGUCAAUAUCAAACCGGUGCUUAUACCACAUCACAAAGGCCGCAAACGGCUUCACCUCGAGCUAAAAGAGAGUUUGUCUAGAGUGGGUGCCGACAUAAAACAGAAGAUUGUGGACUCACUGAAAAGUACCUGGACCACCAUUAAUGACUUCGCCAAGGCUCACCGCAGUGAACCUACACUUGGAGAUUCACUGGAGCAGCAAGUCGAUUCUCAGAUAUCUUCGGUUAUGCAUGACCUGUCACAGGAGGAAGACGAUAAAUUAUCUAUAGCCUCCAGCCCUGAGGAGGAUAUCUACAUGGGCCAGAUGAAUGAGGGACGACGUAUUGACUACGUUCUACAGGAGCGACCAAUAGAGAGCUUUAAUGACUAUCUGUUUGCCCUGGCAAGUCAUGGAUGCUACUGGGAGUCGGAGGAUACAGUUUUACUUGUGAUACGAGAGUUAUAUGGCCCCAUGGGAAUUCUGCCUGAAAUGCCAGAUUCAAGUGGAAAGCGUCUUUACACUGGUCCGCCACCUACAGGACUCCCACCAACAGGACUCCCAAGAGGGAUACAACAAGUGCCCAUGAUGCCACAGCAACCUGUAGGAGGACCUCCACAACCGUUCUCCCCACAGGUGCCCCUGAUGAGUCAGCAGACCAGCGUACCAUUAAUGACACCUCCAUCAGGACCUAAUAUCAGUCAGGGGCCCCCUAUGGGGAUAGCUCCACCUCUCCAAGGUUUUAUGCGAACAGGACCAAAAUAAAUUCAUCAUUCACUCUCAAGGUAUUUUCUUCAUGUUGAUCAAAAAUGUUCUGUGAAAAAUGAUGAUCACAUGACAUUUUUGACUGUAGUGUUUCAUUUUAUUUCAAAUCCUACGAAGCCAGGAAAAGUUAAAACAGAUGUAAAUUGUUAGUGAAUCCAUUGAAAGGUACCCAAGCUGUAACUAACUUGACAUGCCAUAUAUUUCUUGGUAAUUAGCAAAAUAGGGACAUUCUCUGGGACAUUUUGCUCAUUACAAAGUAUAAUCCGACACAUAUUGCUGUGCGUUUCUAAUUUAUUAAACUAACUGUUGCAUGUGACAUACUGUUAGUGUUUCGUCCUUUAAGUGUUUUGUUGAGAACAGUCUUUUUUAUGUCAGAUGUUUAGGAGAUGAAGAUAUUUUUUUCAAUUUUUGGGAAUUGGCCCAAAAGCAUUAACAUGAUUGUAGAUAUCUGAUUUGAAUGUCGAGUCAUUCAAGUGCCAGUCGAGCCAUAAUACUUCUGUGAAAUAGGUUUAUAAAUAAUCACACAAUGCCAUAUGAGAAAAACUAGUCAGGCCUGUAAUAAUCUUAACAUUUUAGUUACAUCAUAUGGGCUAGGAGAGCUGUAAAAUGUGUCUUAUUAAAGAUGAGAAGUCCUUUUUAUGUGAACAUACGAGUCUCAUUAUUAUCCGUUGAUCUGCUUUCUUCUGGUGCAUAUAUACAACAUUUAAUGGGCUCUGUUUCCGUAUAAUUAGGAGAGGUGUCACAUUUAUUUUGUGCAACCCUAGUAAUAUUUUUGUAAAAUUUGGAGUUUUUAGCAACUCAAAUAUUACGUGAAAUUAAAUUCUAUGUAAAGCAUUAGCAUGUGUGUGGUUCCUUAUUGAUUGUUUAAUCUUUAUGAGGAAGAGAAGUUAAAUAUUUAUGUCAGUAUCUGAUACAUAAUAAAAUUUAUGAUAAGCACAUGUCCACAAUUAAACUCACUCCUGCUUACAAACUUCACACCCAAGUAUUAUUCUUCCUAUAUAUAGAUUCAGUCAAAUUUAGGGGCAGAUCCUUUUUUUUUUAAGUCACCGGAGCCUUACCUCAAGUGACCUAUUGCUAUCCGUCUUUGUUCUUGCGUCGUGCGU